CAUGGGCCGCGCGGUGCAGAGUGGGAGCAACAACACAGUGGACGAGGGGGAGUUUCUUCUCACAAUCCCGGUGACUUCAGCUCCAAGGAGGAGGUGAUAUUCAUGGGAGCAGGAUUCAAACUCCCUCAGUUGGAGUAAAGAGGCGCCGAUGUCGCAGCUCCUUCUCAGACUUGUUUUUAAAAAAACGACUUCCUCCGCAACGUCCAACACACGGAAUGAUGUUUGCGUGAAGUUUCUCUGAUUUCAGCGCUGGAAGCAGAGACGCUGGUGGACCCGGUGGAUGCUGAUUGGACCCGAGGACACCCCGAGUCUUCUACCUGGGAGACAUGAAGAGGAACCCACCAGUCGGCCAAUACUGGACCAGGAUGCAGUACUGCACAACUCUGUCUUGUUUCUCACUAAUCGCGGAGUUAUUUUUAUCUGUUCAUAAACUGUCACUCCAUCUCUGCUCUUCCACGCGGUUCUUUCAAAACUUUUCAUGGUCAAAAUGGACCGAACGGGACUCGCUGUUUUACUGCUUUUGACUGUCGCACUUGGUCACAGUCACAAGGAAGCGUCAGGUGGAAGGAAGGAGUUUUCGGGACCGGAGCGGACACCCCGGGACCAGCACCACCACCACCACCAGCAGCAGCAGCAGCCGCCACAGGGUCACAUCCCAGAGGGGUUCACAUCCUCGGUGUCAUCCGGUGACACUUCCCCAGGCAGUGGAUCCAGACAGUCCAGGACCCUGGUCCGUCUGCCCAGAUCAGCAUCAUCCACGACGGACGGCAGAUCGACCUCCAGAGCGGGAGGUGCUGCUGCUGCUGCUUCUGUAGCCGGGGUCUCGCAGCCCCCUGCGCCGCGGGAUGGUGCGCAGCGCAGCGGCCGACAAACAUCCAGCAGCCAGCAGCACAGAAGCAGAGGAAACCACAGGCAGAGCAGCAGCCCCGGCUCCGGCCGCACGAGGAGGCUCGUGGGGCCGAACGUCUGUGGAGGUCAUCAGUGUUGCUCCGGCUGGGCCUUGGCACCAGGAACCAACCGCUGCAUAAAACCUGACUGCCAGCCCCCCUGCCAGAACCGUGGCUCCUGCAGCCGACCCCAUACCUGUGUGUGUCGCUCGGGGUUCCAGGGCGCCCGCUGUGAAGAGGUGACUCCGGAGCAAGUGUACAUCCGCGACGGAGGCACCCUGAGACGGGUUCAGCCCGGCACCAACCCCUUUCAGAAGAACCAACCACGGAGAAGGCCCUCUGACAGACAGGCCGUGGGCACCACCAAGGUUCAGAGCCCACGACCUGCAGCCACCAGACAGCCGGCUCACACCGUGACUCAAGUGAGACGGGGACCCCCUGACACCUCCCCUCAGCAGACGGGGACUUCUCGCACUGUAAAACGUUACCCGUCGUCAUCUGGGCCGAUCACCUCCAACGCUCUACCCAGUGGGAACAGCUACAACAGCCGCGGCAGUGAGCAGAGAAACUGGAAUGGACACAGAAGUGGACAAAACACAAUGCACAGCUUUAAUGGUCACAGACCCUCAAGUGACAACCAGCUCAACAGUGCCCUCUAUCCAGCAGGGGCCAACCUCACGUCCAACCUGGACCGCAUAAAGAUCGUCUUCACACCUAUGAAGUGCCGCCGGGUAUGCAGUGGCGGCCGCUGCUACAACAGUUGUGAGAAGGGAGACAUCACUACGGUUUACAGUGAGACCUCGCAGCAGCAGCAGCAGCAGCAGCAGCAGCAGCAGAACCAGGGCUUCAGACUCUUCUUCUGCCAGAUUCCAUGUCUCAACGGAGGCCGAUGCAUCGGCAGGGAUGUCUGCUGGUGUCCGUCAAACUCCACAGGGAAGUUUUGCCACCUACCAGUACCAGUUCCAGCAAGGACAAGUCCUCACAGUCACAAGGACCCCAGCCAUACUGGACCCAGCUCCCACUCAAUGUACACACUUCCACUGUCCAAUCAGCAAGUGUCCCUCCACCCGUCCUUGGUGAAUGUCCACAUACAGCAUCCACCCGAGGCUGAGAUUGAGAUCCACCAGGUAGCUCGAGUGCAGCCGGGUCACAGACUGGCCAUCCCAGAGGGCGCACAUUCCGUCCAGCAACGCUCCCAGCCCGGUAAUGGACACGAAGCCACCAUUGAGCUCAACGGCAGACAACUGCACUUCACCGGGAACGAGAACGGCAACAGCCACACCAGACUGCAGCCCCGUCAGAACGGACAUGUGGGAAGAUGCUUUCAGGAAACAGUAGAUGGCCAGUGUGGCAAACCUCUGCCAGGCCUGACCAAACAGGAUGAUUGCUGCGGAAGCGUGGGCGCCUCCUGGGGUCUGCACAAGUGCCAGAAGUGUCCGACUAAACCAGCGUUCACAGUUAUCGCAAAUGGACAGGUGGAGUGUUCCAAAGGUUUCAAACGGAUGAAUCUGACACACUGUCAAGACAUCAAUGAGUGUCUGCUGCCUGGCAUCUGUAAGAAUGCCUUAUGUUUCAACACCAAAGGAAGUUACCGGUGUACGUGUAAACCUGGCUUCAUGUUGGACGCUGCUCGGAGUCACUGUGUCUCGGACAAAGCUGUGUCUAACCAGAAGGGAAUGUGCUAUCGAUCGGUAUCAGCUGACACUUGUUACUUGCCUCUGGUGCAACACAUCACCAGGCAGAUCUGCUGCUGCAGCCGCGUUGGCAAGGCCUGGGGGGAGUCAUGUGAUCGUUGCCCUCUGCCUGAAUCAGACCAUUUCAAGGAGAUCUGCCCUGCUGGUCAUGGAUAUACCUACUCCCUCUCUGAUGUGCAGAUUUCCUUGAGACAGCUGGAACACGACGAGCUUCAGAGCACAGGAGUAACAUGGGAAGACUAUCUCUCCACUCAUCUCCAGCCACCGUCCUCGCAGCCUUCACUGCAGGUUCCCGGCAGACCUCAGUCCCCGGUCUAUCCAGAGGUACCACAGGUUCCCCAGUACCCUGAGUACCCAGAAACACCCUACGUACCCCAUCAGCCCCAGACUCCACACAGACCUCAACCACCCUUCCAGCCAGACUGGGACACACCUAAAGAGCCAGAUGUGGAGACUCUGAGCCGACCGUCUGUUGUGACCGAUUCACCUGUGGAUUAUCCAGGAACUUCUCCUCCAGACUCCUCCGUCAGCAACCUGAGUCCGGAUACGAAGGACACAACACAAACACACUCCUCCACAGGUCACGACACGUGUGCUAGCGCGCCAACCAUUUGUGGACGUGGGAAAUGUGUCCCAGUGCAGACGGGCUACACCUGCCACUGUGAGCCAGGAUUCAAACUCAGCGCUCUGCAGACCAACUGCAUCGAUGUGAAUGAAUGUGACGAAGAUCCAUGCGAAGGGAAGGGUCGCUGCCUCAACAGCUACGGCUCCUACACCUGUCAGUGCCACAGCGGCUACAGCCAGGUGAUCACCCAAAACAGGAAGUUCUGUCAAGACGUUAAUGAAUGCAGCUUGCCCGGCAAGUGCCAGAACGGCAAAUGUGUCAACACAGAAGGAUCCUACACCUGUGAAUGCAACACCGGCUUUGCCAGGUCUUGGAGAGGCGUAUGCGAAGACGUAGACGAGUGCAGAGAUCCCGGCUCUUGUCCCACCGGUGCCUGUGUUAACACUCUCGGGUCCUUCCAGUGCCAGGCGUGCGGCCCAGGCUUCCGGGCUGUGGGCGACAGAUGUGUCGAUGUAAAUGAGUGCUUGAACCAUACAGUGUGUGGCAGUGGGAGGUGUGUCAACACCGAGGGCUCCUAUAGGUGCAACUGCUUCCAUGGCUACGAACUCUCUGGGAACAUAUGUCAUGAUGUGGAUGAGUGUGCGCUCCCGGGAGUCUGUCUGCACGGCCGCUGUGUUAAUCUGGAUGGCACCCACCAGUGCAUCUGUGACACCGGUUACCGAGUCACUCCAGACAGCAGGACUUGUGAAGAUGUGGAUGAGUGUGCUGCCGGUAAUGCCUGCCAUUCGGGAAUCUGCAUCAACAACCCAGGUUCUUACACUUGCCAGGACUGCAGGCAGGGAUUUAAACCAUCUGCUGAUGGACUUCAGUGUGAAGACGUGAAUGAGUGUGUUCAAGGUGACCUGUGUCAAGGCGGGGUGUGUGUCAACACACACGGAUCUUACACCUGCACCAGGUGUAAGGCGGGCUACAGGUUGUCCCAGGACUGGCAGAGAUGUGAAGAUAUCGACGAGUGCCAGUUCCUGUCUACCUGUGCCAACGGCAUCUGCCUCAACACAGAAGGAUCCUACACCUGUGAGAACUGCCCCACAGGCUACGGGGUCUCGCACGACGGGGAGUUCUGCGAAGAUAUUGAUGAGUGUGCGCUGCCCAUUACAUGUCCUCAGGGAACAUGUACAAACACACUGGGCUCCUUCACAUGUAUCAACUGUCGGCCCGGUUUCACAGUCUCCGAGGACGGCCAGCAGUGCGAGGAUGUGGACGAGUGCACGAUGGCCAGUCUGUGCCCGGGCCAGCUGUGCCUUAACAGCCCGGGGUCGUACACCUGCAGGAGCUGCGAUCCUGGCAUGCAGCUGAGUGAGGACGGCGACGGCUGUGAAGAUAUUGAUGAGUGCCAGAUUCCAGGUGUGUGUCCCACAGGUGUGUGCACCAACAUGGCGGGCUCCUUCUCCUGCAUGGCCUGCGAUCCAGGUUUCGCCGUGGCACCCAGUGGGUCCUCGUGUGAAGAUGUGAAUGAAUGUGAGGACACCAGUCUGUGUCUCGGGGGUCAGUGUUCCAACACCAUUGGCUCCUUCACCUGUUCCUGUCCUGCUGGUCUGGAGCUGGUUGAUGGAACGUUCUGCAAAGAUAUCAACGAGUGCCUAACAGUCGUAGGGAUCUGUGGAGAAGGAGAGUGUCUCAACACCGAGGGCUCCUACUUGUGCAUCUGUCCUGAUGGAUAUACCACGGUCAAUGAAAGGACUGGCUGCCAAGAUGUGGACGAAUGCAGUAAAGAUAAUGUUUGCCUCGGAGGCCGGUGUCUCAACACUGAUGGAUCAUUCCUGUGCCUGUGUGAGGCUGGGUUUAAGUUCAGUGAUGAAACGUCCGACUGUGAAGACAAAGAUGAAUGCAAGGAGUUUGGGAGCUCAGUGUGUGGUACCUGGCAAUGCAAGAACACUAUUGGCUCCUACCGAUGUUUCAAGGGCUGUCAGCCUGGCCUCGAAGGAGAGGACACCAAAGACUGCGAUAUUGACGAGUGCCUCAAUGAAACCAUCUGUGGAAACCACGGCUUCUGCGAGAACACAGACGGCUCCUACCACUGCCAGUGUGACCGCGGCUACACCAACCCAGCUGGAGACACGACCAGAUGUGUGGAUGUGAACGAGUGUGAGAUGAGCCUGGCGCUCUGCGGCGGGGCUCUGUGUGAGAACUUCGACGGCAGCUUCCUGUGCAUCUGCCCCAGCGACAAUGAGGAAUUUGAUCCUGUCACCAGCCAGUGCCGCUCCCUGGAUACCGACAUGACGCCGCCCGCUGCUCCAGAGGAGCCGUCGUCUGUUCCGUCGGCGGAGGAGAGGAAGCAGUGCUACUACAACCUGAACAGCGCCAACAUCUGCGAUAACGUUCUGUCACACAACACCACCAAGCAGGAGUGCUGCUGCACGGUGGGAGCGGGCUGGGGAGACAACUGUGAGAUCCACGCCUGUCCUGUUGUAGGCAGAGAUGAGUAUAACCAGUUGUGUCCACAUGGCAGUGGACUGUUGCUUGUCUCUCUGUCCUCCAGUCAACAUCUAGUAGACCAGCAACCCUACAUCGAUGCAAAUGAGUGCGAGAUGUUUGGUUCUGAAAUUUGUAAGAACGGACAAUGUUCGAAUCUCUUCUCCACCUACACCUGCUACUGUCGUUCUGGCUUCUACUACGACAACAUCCGGCUGGAGUGUGUGGAUUAUGAUGAGUGUAAAUUUGCCAAUGCCUGCGAGAACGGAGCGUGUGUGAAUACGCCCGGCUCCUUCAACUGCUUCUGCAGUCCUCCGUUAGUCCUGGACGGCACACGGCGGCGUUGCAUUGGUCUGAACAACAGUGAAGAAACUGUUGAGCCUGAUCAUGAUGUGCACGUGGACAUCUGCUGGCGGCGUCUGGACCAAGACAACGUUUGUGCACAACCUCUGCUGGGAGUCAGAACAACAUACACUGAGUGUUGCUGUUUGUAUGGAUAUGCCUGGAGCGGACAGUGUGCCUUCUGCCCCGGGAGAGACACUGUUGACUAUGCAGUCAUGUGCAACCUGCCUACAAGUAGAGGAGGCUCAGAUAGUCUGAGGGAGCGGCCCGGAUAUGAGUACGGUGUGGACGAGCCAGAGGAGCCCUUUCUUCCCCCGUACUGGGACAACUACGGCAGCCCCGCUGGGACAUAUGACACACCUGAAAGUGUUCCUCUCUUCAACGACAACGACUACAGCGUUCAACAGCCUCCUGUACGUGUGCCCAUAACACCGCGGGAACGACAGCCACGACCAGUGGAGACCGAGCGCUACGCAGGUUUCGAAGGUCUCCAGGCAGAGGAAUGUGGAAUCCUGAACGGGUGUGAAAACGGCCGCUGCGUCCGAGUGCGAGAAGGUUACACCUGUGACUGCUUUGACGGAUACGAGCUGGACUUGAACAAGAUGGCCUGUAUAGACAUUAACGAGUGUGAGGACAUCAAUGACAAGGUGCCGCUGUGUCAGAACGGGACGUGCUCCAACACCGAGGGCUCCUACAAGUGCACCUGUUUGCCUGGAUUCGUGGCGUCUGCACAGCCGCACAAAUGCAUCCCGACCAUCCCAGAGUCUGGGCCCAGGGAGACAAACUGAAAGUCAGACUGUGGGAGCGCCCGGCUUCUUCCUGUUUCCUUUUUCCCCCUUUCUCUUUAAGGACCUGGCACUAAACAGUGACAAUGAAACAUACCCACUCAUUUCUCUACCAGUCUUCAUACAUAUAUAUAUAUAUAUUUACAAACAAAUCAAACACACACACACACACAUACACACAAACACUGGGCAUUUAUCACAGACCGUAAUGCUUUUCUACACUUUAGGAGGAUCAGGAAAACAGUGCAGUGAAUGUAUAACAUGGGAUUCAUUAUUUUGUCAGACAUCCGUUUGCCUUAAAGGGAUUUUGUGGACAGAUUUCCUAACUCAGUAACCCCCCCCCACCCCCUCCAGCCCUCCCUUGCGCAAUUUGAUAUGCAGAUAUAUAAUUCUCCUCUGUCGCUCCUUUUUCCUGUUGUGUUAUUUAUUUCACCUCCGUGUCAGGCCUCCGCAAAGAAACGGCGCGAUCGAUUUCUCAGCUCCUCCACUUUUAUUCGUCUCAACAAAUGAAUGAAUCACAGGCAGCGAGGGGAGAUGAUGUUUUUAUUUUUUUGUCAAACGAGAUCAGACAAAAAAGCGUGUUCCGAGCUCCAGCAAUAUCGUCUCUCUUAUUGGUCGGUUUUAGCUGUGGCCUGGGACUCAAUGGAUGCUAAAAAAUAAAUAAAUAAACAACCACAAAUUUGAAUUUUCUCCCACAGCGGCCGCCGACGUGGAAGAAUCACUGGACCAAGACCAUCACACGACCCUUACUUUGAAAGUUUCAGCCUGUCGUCACCCUGGACAUGGAAAGACUAUAGAUGUAAAUGAUGUCGUUUGAAAUGAACUGAAAAGUCUGUACGACUCCAUUUCGCCAACGUUAGCGUGAGCGAUGACGUAUGAAGCUGAAACUGUUCUCCUUCGUUUUUUUUGUUUUUUUUUUCUUUAACAGUGUUAACUUGUUAUGUACGCCCGAGACGACGCAGUGCUGCUCAUUUAACCUUGGUUUUAAGCUCAGUUCAAAGCUAACACCUAAACCAUUAUGAGGUACAAGGCUUUCUCCACCAGAACAAAACGCUCAUUCAGAUGCACUACGUAUGAUCCAUACGUUAACUCAGACCAUUCCAAUGUAAAAAAACAAACACAGAAGGCUGCAUCACAGGUUUGUUUGUACAUCAGUUGUUGUUUGUAAUCAGGCGUGGGCAAACUUUAUGACUCGUGGGCCACAAUUGACCUAAAAUUGAACAGGGGUCAGAAGCAGAUAGAUGAAUUAAGUUUUGCGGGCCGGAUUAAACAGCUGAACGGGCCGUAUCCGGCCCCCGGGCCUUAGUUUGCCCAUGCCUGCUCUAAAUGCACCAUAGCACGGCCAACAUUUUGUCUCUCAUCAAACAUUGGACCUGACAGUAAAGCUUUUGUAGAUGUAUACGUCUAUUUGUGUAAAAAUGUUUCUUAGGCAUAUCUUUAAUGUUUUAGGAGAGUGGCUGACACUGUACCAGAGCAUGUAUGUAUGUGUGUAUGUGCAGGCGUGUGUGUGUGUGUAUGUGUAUACCCUGCCCUGUGGAGCAGACGAUGAAAAUAUAUUUUUGGAAGUGGCAGCACUGUUCUAAUCGUAGACGUUGUUUUCCUGUUUUUCACUACAAAGUCAAUGCUUUUUGAAUUGCAAAAACAUACACAGCUAACUGUUACUAACGCUCGUCUCCGUCUGAUGAUUUGCUCACGAUUGUAUCCGAAACGUUCAUUUUUGGCCUUUGGUCUGCAGGACUGGACUCAGUAGCAACAUGAAGGUCUUAUCGUUACCCUUCGGGAUGUCAAAGGUUGGAUCAUUUAUGCCCUUAAUCUGUAUUUAUAAUCUACAAACCUACUGUAGAAUGACGUACUAUGUUAUCUUUGUUUUUUUUUUUCUAUCUACUGUACUUGUCUGAUUAAAUCACCCAAACCUACACAGUCAUCUUAACACCUAGGGUAAGUUUCAGUAUUCAAAACCUUUCAAACUUACAGUUCAAACUGUCAAUAGUUACCUCUUGACUGUAAUUACUACCGGACGUCAAAAUAAAAUCAUUAAAAUAUCUUGGUUCCACUGACAACUACUCUUUCCUCUGUGUAAAUUCAUACAUUUGCUGCUUUGGAAUAUUGUUAUUUGUGGUAUAUGGUAUUUAUAAUUACUAAUGUUAAUAAAAUAAAAUCUUAAAAUCUUUUCUUUUUAAGCCAAGCAGUGACUUUCUUAGACAGUUGUGUGAGUUUAAAGAAGGCUGUAAAUUGUAUGAUUUAUAAAUUAUGAUUAAACACUUUUAUAUUGUCCCAUU
Cynoglossus semilaevis (tongue sole) is the source of this 9024-nucleotide messenger RNA. Its product is annotated as latent-transforming growth factor beta-binding protein 2. Bases 479 to 6748 code for a protein of 2089 amino acids. The transcript is spliced from 41 exons. Gene Ontology annotation, molecular function: calcium ion binding. The record is from RefSeq and is a predicted model, not a curated record. Lineage: Eukaryota; Metazoa; Chordata; Actinopteri; Pleuronectiformes; Cynoglossidae.